This is a messenger RNA of Ilex paraguariensis (yerba mate), 1632 nucleotides long. Lineage: Eukaryota; Viridiplantae; Streptophyta; Magnoliopsida; Aquifoliales; Aquifoliaceae. The record is from the annotation of a GenBank genome assembly.
AUGUCAAAGCAUCGAGAAUUUGCCAAAAGGAAGAAAAGAAUAGCAAGUGAACUCUGUGACAAAGAAAAGCUGAGUGAUUCAUUUCUAGUCAUCGGAGAAUCAUACCAGAAGCUCAGAAACUUCAACAAAGCCCUUAAAUGGUACACAAAAAGUUGGGAGACAUACAAGUCAAUUGGCAACUUGGAGGGGCAAGCAUUAGGAAAGAUCAAUAUUGGAGAUGUUUUGGACUCUGAUGGUAAUUGGGCAGGUGCUUUGGAUGCAUUUGAGGAGGGUUACAGGCAAGUUUCUCCUUUCUUGGGGUGGAUUUCACUUGGAAACCUAGCAUUAAAUAUCCCAGUAUUUUUGCAUUCAAUGGAAAUUGCUGCAAGACCUGUAAAUAAUGAAAAGAUUGCCCUUCAAGCAAACCUUCCUUCUGUCCAGCUUUCUGCACUGGAGAAUAUGCAUUACAGUCAUAUGAUAAGGUUUGACAAUGUUGAAGAAGCCAGUUCGUUUUAUUUUGCUGAAAUAAAGAUGCUCCUACGUAGGAGGUUGCAAUCGCUGAUAGACAAAUUGAAGCUGGCAAAAACAAGAGAGCCCGAUGUACAAGGUAUGGUGUCUGACUGCUGCUCUGAAACGGAAACAGAGGGAGACAAUCAAUUGUCAAAUGGUAGGUCUGAUGUGAGCUGUUCACCAGUAGUAAGUAAACCCCUUUCCAUCAGACCAAAAUCUUACGUCAGGGAAGAAGAGUCAAAGGAUGAUGUACCCUUGGUUUCACUUCUCCGUGGUAAAAACUCAGUGUUACCAAAAACUGCCGGCGUAGCAAAACCUAUUAUUUCUACCACGGGAACCGAAGCUUCGUCAAGAAGCAUGUCUAGAUCUACUGGUAGUCAGACAGCUGUCGGUAGAAAACGUGUCCGCUUAAUCCUUUCUGAUGACGAAGGUGAAACACACGUUGAGGUACCGUGCUCUAGAGUAAGAGUUCGUGCACGUCCAUCUGAAGAUGUUGCCACCUCCGGUGAAUUUCUGAGCAGAAAUGAUCCAAGUAGUCCUGCUCUUGAAUUCCAGGAUGUUUCACCAGUUGCCUCAAAAUGUGCUAUCAGUGGUUGUACGCCCAAUAAGGAUGAAAGCAUCUGCUCCUACAAAAAUAGGAGUUCUUCUAACCUAGAUGUUCAUGAUGGAAAAUAUUUCAGAUUUUCAAACACCAAUGAAGUUGUGGAUACUUCCAAUACUGGUGCAAAUGGCUCCAAAUCUGAUGCUGACGUCUCUGGAAACCUGUUACAUAAAAAAAAUACUUCCAACUUCAGUUUGCAUGCUUGUCAUGUUGAACACUGUCAACAUAUAAUCUUCAGAAUUGAUGAAGACUUUGUACAUGUUGAAAUGCACUCAUGUAUGGUUGGUGAUAAGCUCAGCAUAGAGCAUAUGAAGGUUGAAGUGGCCUGCUUAUACUACUUACAACUCCCUGCUGAGAAAAGAUCGAGGGGCCUGCUACCGGUCAUUCAGCAUUUCACAUGUGGUGGAAGAGCUCUAGAAUCCUUGGAAGUAAUGGAUUCACUUAAGGAUCAAUCAAGGGAAAAAGGCUGGAUUGAAGUCUCCAUUAGUGGUAUGUCCCUAGUACAAUUGUAUUGCAUUCUAUGUGUGGAUAUGCAGAUAUGA